Molecule: messenger RNA, 1655 nt
Organism: Striga asiatica
Lineage: Eukaryota; Viridiplantae; Streptophyta; Magnoliopsida; Lamiales; Orobanchaceae
Source: the annotation of a GenBank genome assembly
GUGGCGAAUGCUCAUUCGCUCUUGAAUAGUAAAAUACGUAACAGACCGGAUCCCGGUUCAACACUACAACCGACCGGUCCUCAACCCGAUUAUUCAAUCUUUUCAGUUCUCCCCCCAUGGCAAAAACUCACAAUUUGAGUUCGCGGAUCGCAUUUGAGUAAGCAAAUUAGGGUUUGAUUGCCCCAAUUUCGGCUUUGAAGCUUUACUCCAGCUGAAGGUCUUUUGUUUAAGCGGGGUCCAAUGUCUGAUCAAAUGGAGUCUGAAAUCAAAGCUCUGUUGAGUGAUCUUCACAGUCUCAAGGAUUCUUUGCUUGAUUCCUCUCAGCAGGAGACGAUUGAUAGGAUGCGAUCUCGUCUUGAGCAUCUUUCUACGAUGGAAAGGUUGACAAAUGUACGGCGUUCCAAAAUUAAGGAUAUGAGUGCUGAGGUGGUUGAUAGCAACCCUUACAGUAGACUUAUGGCACUUCAAAGGAUGGGAAUUGUGAACAACUAUGAAAGAAUUCGGGAAUUUUCAGUUGCCAUAGUGGGUAUAGGUGGUGUCGGUAGUGUUGCUGCUGAGAUGCUCACGAGGUGUGGCAUAGGCCGACUUCUGCUGUAUGACUAUGAUAAAGUGGAGUUAGCUAACAUGAAUAGGCUUUUUUUCCGCCCAGAGCAGGCUGGCAUGACUAAGACGGAUGCUGCUGUCCAAACUCUCUCAGACAUAAACCCUGAUGUUGUUCUAGAGAGCUUUACAUUGAAUAUCACAACAGUGCAAGGUUUUGAAACCUUCAUGUCAAGUCUGAAAAAUAAAUCAUUUCGUCCAGAUAAAGAAGGUCUUGGAGUUGAUCUUGUUUUGAGCUGUGUAGAUAAUUAUGAAGCAAGGAUGGUGGUAAAUCAGGCCUGCAAUGAGUUGAGUCAAACAUGGAUGGAGUCUGGCGUAUCUGAGAAUGCAGUUUCUGGUCAUAUACAAUUGCUGGUUCCAGGUGAAACUGCAUGUUUUGCAUGUGCACCUCCCUUGGUUGUAGCAUCAGGAAUCGAUGAACGUACACUGAAGCGCGAAGGGGUUUGUGCAGCAUCGUUGCCAACCACAAUGGGUUACAAUGCUCUCAAAGACUUCUUUCCAACAAUGGAAAUGAAGCCAAACCCACAAUGUUCUAAUGCAGCCUGUUUGGAGAGACAGAAAGACUACAUUCUUGCAAAACCAGCCAGAGAUGCUGCUGCCAAAGCCAAAAUGGUGGCUGAAGAAAUAAUAGAACCUGGGGCCCUCCAUGCAGAUAAUGAAUGGAAUAUAAGUGUUGUCGAUGAUAGUGAUGUACAAGACUCAAAUGGCAGCUCAGGUGCUCUGCCGGAAGGCCUUGUUCACGAGCUUCCAAGUGCAGAUGAGUUUCAAAAGCCACAUGUUUCGGAGGGAACCACCUCAAAUGCCGAUGACCUUGAAGAACUGAGACGGCAGCUUGAAGCCCUCAAUGCCGACUAGUUUUUUUUAUUUUUUUUAUUAAAUUUUCACUGUUAGAACUUAAAGCCCACGUUUUGUUGUCUGAGCACAUCCAUGGACCAUUAUAGAGAAUCCCUUCUGGGGGAUUGAAUAUGCAUUGUAUUUUAUGUACUUUGUGAAUCGUGAUAGAAUUUAAUUUCAAGAACUAUAAUAUAUUACAGCCUUUUAACCUCUUGAACCUG